GUCUCUGGUUUUAAGCUUUGGUGCCUCAAUCUCUGCUCCACAACAUUACACACUAAAGUUAUAAUUGUGGAUGUUGUUUGCGUCAAUUCAGGCCCGCCCCCCUUCUUCCCACUAUAAAUUCAUAAAGACUCUUCCUUUACUUCUUUCCCCCUUCUUCUCUUCUCCAUUUUCCUCUGUUUUUCCUUCCAAUUCCACGAUUUUUGUGCAUUCAGAUCUCAUUAUUUCGGCAGGGCGGAGAAAGGGAUGCGCCCUUUCGUCCCUUUCUAGGGUUUCUUUUCUUCGUUGCCUUUCCAUUGCUCUUUUCCCCCUCUUUUUUUUUUUUGUUUCCUCUUUUCGAUGGACGGAGGGGGAGGAACAUUCACGUCAAUCGACGCCUUUGAUUCCUUCCUCUUCUCUCUCAGCAAUGCCUUUUCUACUCCUCUCGCUCUUUUCAUUCAGAUCCAGGGAUGCUUAAUCUGCCUGAUUGUUGCAUUUGGGUGGGCUUGUGCUGCUUAUGUCAGGAAUAGAGAGAUUAAACGUAUAAAGGGGAGAGCUCGAGCUGGCAAUAGCUUUGCUUUUAUUUGCAACGACAUUAGUGAACUCGAGCACUCCAAUCAGGUCAAUUUACCUAGAGUGACUGUUAUUAUGCCUUUAAAAGGCUUUGGAGAACAUAACUUACACAAUUGGAGAACUCAGGUAACAUCCCUUUAUGGAGGUCCUUUAGAGUUUCUUUUUGUGGUGGAAAGUACGGAGGAUCCUGCUUACAAUGCUGUACUGCGCUUGCUAUCUGAUUAUAGGGAUGAUGUUGAUGCUAGAAUUCUUGUGGCUGGUCUAGCAACAACUUGCAGCCAGAAAAUCCACAAUCAGUUGGUCGGGGUGGAGAAAAUGCAUAAAGAUAGCAAAUAUGUGCUAUUUUUGGAUGAUGAUGUUAGGUUACAUCCUGGAACAAUUGGUGCUCUCACAGCUGAAAUGGAAAAAAACCCUGAUAUAUUUAUCCAAACUGGAUACCCGCUCGAUUUACCUUCGGGGAGUUUAGGGAGUUACUGCAUCUAUGAAUAUCAUAUGCCUUGUUCAAUGGGCUUUGCUACUGGUGGAAAGACAUUUUUUCUUUGGGGAGGUUGCAUGAUGAUGCACGCUGACGACUUUCGAUAUGAUAGUUAUGGAGUGGUCUCUGGACUACGAGAUGGUGGAUACUCGGACGAUAUGACUCUAGCAGCUAUAGCUGGUGCUCAUAAGAGGCUUAUUACAUCACCUCCUGUUGCAAUUUUCCCUCAUCCUCUUGCUAGUGAUCUAAACUUGGGAAGGUAUUGGAAUUACUUGAGGAAACAAACUUUUGUUUUGGAAUCAUACACGUCACACGUUAACAAGAUGAUGAACCGGGCACUGUUUACUUCUCAUUGCUAUCUGUCAUGGGGGUUUGUGGCACCAUACUUUAUGUCUAUGAUUCACGUCGCUGCAGCACUACGUUUCUACGUUAAAGGGUACUCACUCGAGGAAACAGGUUUUAGUACUGUGGGUAUGUUAAUGGUGUGCAGUCUUGCUGUGUGCACUGUUAUAGAACUCUUCUCAAUGUGGAACUUGACAAGGGUAGAAGUUCACUUAUGCAACAUUCUGUCACCGGAGGCUCCCCAGCUCUCUCUUGCUUCCUACAACUGGGGAUUGGUAUUCAUUGCAAUCUUGGUGGAUAACUUUUUGUACACUAUUUCUGCAAUACGUUCUCAUUUUUCUCAAUCAAUCAACUGGUCAGGCAUCCGAUACUACUUGAAAGAUGGGAAGAUACACAAGAUUGAAAAAAGUAUACCGAAAGUCGAUACGGGUCCGAUUUAUACGGAUUUGGGAGGGAAGCAUUUGUAUGGAAAGAAAGGAAUGGCUCCAAAGGUUUCAUUUCUGGGUUCCUUGGCUAAAAGUUUGGCACAAUGGCGCCAGCCUAAGAAAUUUGAUAGCUAGGAUAGGUGGUUGGGUUGUUCACAAGAAGUGCUAAUUAUUGAUAUGGCGUGUUCUAACUCUCUGGGAGUACUGGGCUGCCACUCCAUUUGUUGAUUGAACAUAGAGUUAUAGCUACUUUCUCUUCAUUCUUUUCUUUAUUCCAUCAAAUUUGAUUCUUGUACACCAAACACCUCUCGCGAUUUGGCAGUGAGUUUUUCCUGUUUCUUGUAAUUUCAAAUACACCGUGUAAACUUGAGCUGUGAAACAAUGAACUUGUGAUUUGCCAUCUUGUUUUCUGUUUGAAAUGAUAUGAAGAUUUUAGUGAA
Cucurbita pepo subsp. pepo (vegetable marrow) is the source of this 2231-nucleotide messenger RNA. RefSeq lists its product as uncharacterized. Lineage: Eukaryota; Viridiplantae; Streptophyta; Magnoliopsida; Cucurbitales; Cucurbitaceae. Gene Ontology annotation, cellular component: membrane. Gene Ontology annotation, molecular function: ceramide glucosyltransferase activity. Gene Ontology annotation, biological process: glucosylceramide biosynthetic process. The record is from RefSeq and is a predicted model, not a curated record.